Molecule: messenger RNA, 1529 nt
Organism: Aspergillus ochraceoroseus IBT 24754
Lineage: Eukaryota; Fungi; Ascomycota; Eurotiomycetes; Eurotiales; Aspergillaceae
Exons: 3
Coding region: 208-1353 (381 amino acids)
Source: RefSeq, a predicted model, not a curated record
AUUUUGUUUUGCAACUGCCCUUUCGCUAUUCUUUUUUCUACCUCUACAAUGUUGCUUUAUGAAUCCGAGAGACGUUGCUGCAAAUCGGCCAUCAGGUUUUCAGGCCAUGUUCCAGAUAAAAUGCUGUCCUUCUUGACUUGACUGGUUUUCCUAUCACCUCACAUUUGCAAGUAAUACGUACCCACCCUCCUCAACAGACGACGAACCAUGUCCCACGCCGUUGACAUUGACCCUAAUAGCGCUCCAGGACUGGCACCGCCAGCAGGACAGACCAACAACCUCGAUAAUCCCUACUCUCUUCAGAACUAUACGUCUGCAACAGCCGGGGUCACUGUAUCUCUUUCAACGAUCGCAGUUCUUCUUCGUGUAUUCAUGAAAGCCAGGGUUUUGCGCAGGGUGCAAUUGGAAGAAUAUAUUCUCAUCUUGUCUCUCAUCGGGCUCUACACUUUCACGGGCUUUAUAAUACAAGCAGUACAUAUGGGUCAAGGCACUCAUCAAUGGAAUGUAUCUGUGGGACAUGUACAAAGCGUUAUCAAAUUGGCAAAUAUCCUCGAAAUCAUAUACUGCCCCACCAUCCUGGGUGCCAAAGUGGCUUUGCUCUUACAGAUGAAGCGAAUGUUUGUCGUCGGCAAAUAUGGGAAGCUUUACUGGCUGCACGAGAUACUGCUCUGGACUAACGUCCCAUGCUAUCUGGCCAUCAUGCUAAGCUUCGCGUUGGCCUGUAUCCCUCGUGAGAAGCUAUGGAACCCUGAGCUCCCGGGUCGGUGUAUCUCCUCCACUGGGUCUCUUAUCGCUUCCUCUGCUCUCAAUGUGCUGUCCGACAUGACUAUACUGCUACUUCCACUGACAGUUAUAAUGCGGCUUCGUCUUCCUCCUAAAAGCAAGCUGAUUCUGGGCGUGGUAUUUGGAACCGGUGUUCUAGGAUGUAUUUCUAGCGUAUUUCGCCUGAUAUACAGCAUACUCUUAACGAGAACCGGGGAUUUUACCUGGGGAAUUGCCCCUGUGGGGCAUUGGGCGCUCGGCGAGAUUUGCUCUGCGAUAUUAUCGGGGGCAAUCCCGAUGCUUCCUGGCUUUUUCAAAUUCGUUCGGGGCCGGAGUACAUCUCAGUCGCCGCCUACAUACGGCAACACGUCCAGCUGCACCCGGCGAGGUCGAAGCACACGCACGGAGCCAAAGGGGGCUGCCAUCACCGAUCCCAGCGCCAACGAUCUCCAUAACUGUUACUAUGAGAUGGGGGUCAUAAAUGAUGCUCAUGUCAGUGCAGCGUCUCUUCUCAAUCCUGAUGAGGAACGUAAUUCUAGGUCUGGUAUUAUGAAGACCAUCCACGUUCAAACGGAAUAUAUCCACACCUGAGCAAUAACUUUGAAUUCGAUUUUUCUACGCUGUUUCUUUUCCAUAAUGGACCAGUUCUGAAACAUGAUUUUAAUACAUUCAUCUCACAUUGACUUUACCUGGAUUGAACCCAUACCGAAUUCCUUUUAGGGUUAGGGUUUCGUUUUGCGAUGAGUGGAUAUAACAUAACCAACGAU